GGUUCUUGGAAGAAUGCAACAUUAAAUCAUUCCGUGAUAAUAUUGGUAUUUAUCUCACUUCUCUCGAAACCAUCAUUAAAACUGAAAAUGGCAGAAGGCGCGAAAGAGCACAACAGUUAUACAAACAGUAUAAAGAGGCAAGUUUAAGAAUCUUUUGA
This is a messenger RNA of Racocetra persica, 158 nucleotides long. Lineage: Eukaryota; Fungi; Glomeromycota; Glomeromycetes; Diversisporales; Gigasporaceae. The record is from the annotation of a GenBank genome assembly.